Messenger RNA from Eufriesea mexicana, 5728 nucleotides. Its product is annotated as GIGYF family protein Gyf. The record is from RefSeq and is a predicted model, not a curated record. Gene Ontology annotation, molecular function: protein binding. The transcript is spliced from 17 exons. Bases 77 to 4258 code for a protein of 1393 amino acids. Gene Ontology annotation, cellular component: cytosol. NCBI's taxonomy places the organism in Eukaryota, Metazoa, Arthropoda, Insecta, Hymenoptera, Apidae.
AAAAACCAUCAGCCAUAUUGGUGUGUUGUAUCGCUGUCCUCAGUAAUUUCGAAGAUCAGUGAGUAAAUAGACCGUCAUGACGGAUUCCAUGAAAUUUGGUCCAGAGUGGUUGCGUAAUCUGUCUGGAGACACUUGCAAUAGUAGUGGCAGUGGUGGAGGUACUACAAGUUUAAUUACUCCACGUUAUCAAUUAGCUAAACAUAGAUACGGGCGAGAAGAAAUGUUGAUUUUGUUUGACCGUAAUUGUAAACCUCCUGAACCAUUGACAAAUUUCUCAUCAUUAUAUGUUGAGAAAACUCAACUUCCUUUGGCUCUUAUACAAAUGACAGAAGAUGAAACGCGGAUGUGGAAUGGAGGAAUAACUAAUGGGGGUCGAGGAAGAGGUGGAAGUGUGGAUCGUGGGGGGCGUGGAAGAAAUGGAAGAGGUAGCUUGUAUUCCUCUCAUUAUUCCCGUGGCGUUGGUUUCGAUGAUUCAGGAGAUGGAUCACGAAUCGACAGUCAGUCAUUUCAAGGAAGAAAUCGUCCGUUUGAUAGAUCUCAAAAUGAACGUGGUUGGUCAGAGAGAAAUGGGGCCUCGGAUCCUGGUGAAUGGAACGGCUCUACUAGUCCUAGAAAAGAAUUAAGUCGCGGGGCUAGUGGUAGUUCUCUUAUGGAAAAUAAUUGGCGACGUCAUCGUGGUGGUACAGAAGACGAUGAUAGUUGGCGAAAAUGGGGUAGGAGUAGUUGGCGUGACAGUGGAAGUAUGGAUAGAGAUAGAUUAGAGAGAAAUGAAGGAGAUGGAGAGGAAGGAUGGAAUAGUGGUGGUAGGUGGGAACAUCGUGGAAGUCAUAGAGUUACACACGAUUCAAGUCAUCACCCACCCCCUCGUACAGCACGUACUUGGGAAUCAAAUCAUCAUGAUAAUAAUCAUGAUAAUCUUCCUGAAUGGGCUACUGAAAAUCCUAGCGAAAGUGGAGGAAGUUUCGAUGCUUCAGGUGCAUUCCAUGGUGGAAUGUAUUCAGAUGACGAUGAAGAUGCGGUGAUAAGUGCAGGUGGUACUCAAGAAUCAAGGACUCGACGUGUUUCCGAAGGAAGUGCUGCUAACAUAAAAAAAUCCAGUAGCAAACCAUUAUCUUAUAGCUCGUCUCAGGGACAAGUAGCAAGUCGUAAUGCCAAUGGCGGAACUAGUACAAUUAGUAAAGAACGACCAAAGUCUUUGCAUCCGUUUGAUGAUAAUAAAAAUGGAUGCAUCGGAAAAGAAAGGAGAAGUAAUUCUCCAGCAAAAUUGCCCAUUACUAUAACAGAUAAUACCCCUGAUAAAACAUCAUCUGAAACUUCUCAGAAAAAAAAUACAGUAGUGACAAAUACGGAACAAAUGGAGACUGAUAAAAUACCACCAACUGAUUCAAAAACUAAUAAAUCUCCUAGUAAAGAAAAGAAGAAAGAGGAUAUUGAAACAGAAGCGAAGGUGGAUUCGACUCCUACAGUUGUGAAGAGACAAGUUCCAUUACAAACGGAAUCUCAAAAUGUCGUACAUAGUGUGGAAACGGAUAAUGUGAGACAAAAGUCGGAAGAUGAUUUGGAUAGAAUGAAAGAAGAAGCGGACGCAUUAGUUGCUAAAUUAAUGGCAGAUGAAGAAAACCACAAGGAGAAGACUGCCAGUAUACCGCCUUCUAUUGGUAACCAACCUUCUACAGUUCCAUCUACAAAUGGGCAGGAGAAAUGGUUUUACCGUGAUCCACAGGGUGAAGUUCAGGGUCCGUUCUUAGCAAGUGAAAUGGCAGAAUGGUGUAAAGCUGGUUACUUCACCGCAGGAUUAAUGGUAAGAAGAACUUGUGACGAGCGGUAUACCACUUUGGGAGAUUUAAUAAAGAUGUGUGGUAGAAUACCAUUUACACCCGGGCCUCCCAUUUCUCCCUUAAAGUUAACAGAUCAGGUAAUACCGCCUGUUCCUAACACAGUACCAGCUGGUAUGAGUGCAUUAUCAAAAACUGGUAUAGAAAAUCCACUUCUUCUUCUUCAAUAUCAACAUAUGCGAGUGUUACAAAAUCAACAAUUAAUUUUAAGACAAAUGCAGGCGUCGGCUAUAGCGAAACUUUCUCAGUCUGAAAAUUGGGCAACAUUAAGUCCCAUGGAACAAAAUCAGUUAAUUGUUCGAUAUGUUCUUUACGACGCAGAGAUUCCGAAGGUACCAAUUUCUACAAAUCCGUUUGUACCUCAUCUACCAUCUCAGUCUUCAAAUCCAAUUAUGCAACUUUUCACUCAAAUGCAACAGGCUAAAACACAACCAGAAACUCAUUUAACAACAAAUCCACAUUCAACAACAACAGCGCAUCCAAUUACGGUUGAUCCUGUUCAACAAGCUAUACAGCAAAUGGUUGGUCUUCAAGACAUGCCAGGAAUUCAACAGUCAAAUAUAAAUUCUACAUCAACUGCAACACAAGAAGACAAUCCCAUAAAAUCUUUGUUGCGACAACUAAAUGUUAACACAAAUGGCCAUCCACAAACAUCUCAUAUUGAUACAGUUUGGCCACAACCUCCACCACAAAUAAAUCCACAAUUUAAUGCACAGAAUUGGUUAGCUCAAGUUGGACCGAUACCAGCAGUACCUCCCGGUCAAUUACCAACGUCAUUAUGGGAUCUGCAUACUAAAGAAAUAAAGACUGAGCAACAAAUAUUAGAGGAACAAAAUCUUCAAUUACAAGAAGAUCGAAAGAAAGAAGAACUUCGAAAACAAGAAGAACUACAACGACAAGCUGAAGAAGAAACUGUCAAAAGAAAAAAGGAAGAGCAAGCUAAACAAGCAGAAGAAGCGAAACGAAAAGAUGAAGAGAAAAAGAAAAAGGAAGAAGAAAAGAAACGGAAAGAGGAAGAAAAGCGCAAACAAGAAGAGGAGAGAAAGAAAAAAGAAGAAAAAAGACGUAAAGAAGAAGAGAAAAAGCGAGAAGAGAAACGGAAACAGGAAGAGGAAACUUUAAGAAAAAAACAAGAAGAGGAAAAGAAGAAAAAAGAGGAACUUAAGAAACAAGAAGAAAAACAAAAGAAAGAAGAAGAAAAAAGAAAAAAAUUGGAAGAAGAACAAAAAAAGCAGGAAGAAGAAAAACUGCGGAAAGAAGCAGAGGCGCGUAAGCAGGCUGAAGCUGAAGAACAAGCUCGACGAGCGGAGCAGAGGCGACGAGAAGCGGAUGCACUCCGUAGAUUACAAGAACGAAGUAAAGCACCAUGGGCACAAGCACCUCGUGCUCCAACUCCAGCUACUCCUGCUGCUUCACUCGCUGAAAUUCAGAGACUCGAACGAGAAAAAAAAGCGGAAGAGCAGCGGUUUCAACAAAUGAUGCAGCAACAAUUAGCACAGCAGAAAGCCAUGGAAGCAGCUCAAGAAGCAUCUGUAACUGACUCUUCUAAGAGAUUGCAAUUUAAAUGGGCAGAAAAGGCUACAUCAUCUACCAAAUCUGUACCAGUAAAAAGUCUCGCACAGAUUCAACAGGAAGAGCAAGAACGGAUCGCCAAGGUAAAGCAGCAAGAAAGGGAACGUCAAGAAAAGGCAGGACAAAAAGAAUCAACGAACGUACUACAAAAUGCUGGAAUAUGGGGCACAGCUUCACAGUGUUUGAAUUGGGCCAAUUCGAGUAACUCUAUUAAUAGUCAAGCUUGGUCGAACAAUAGUGGUACUAGUGGUUUUUGGGACGAUCCCACGCCUAUCAAAUCUUCUACAACUGCGAAACAAUCUACCAAACAAACUACUGUAACAAAGGCUCCUACUGUCAAUCAGCAACCACAACAAAGUAAUAAAGCAAAUAAAAACAAGAAUAAGCGAGAUGAGGAACUGGUAAAGAAAUUAUUUGAACAGAACACUGCCAAGACAGAUGAUUUCACGCAAUGGUGCAACAAAGCCCUAAGUGGUUUACAGGUGUCUGUAGACAUACCCACGUUUGUUGGAUUCUUGCGAGACAUUGAGUCUGCAUACGAAGUAAAAGAAUAUGUCCGAGAUUAUCUUGGUGAUAAUAAACAAAGUUCAGAAUUCGCAAAGCAAUUUUUAGAAAAACGUAGUAAGUGGCGAUCGGCCCAACGACCUCAAGUACAAGCAGAUGAUUUGUGUAAACCAGCACCUGCUGUUAAUCCUAAUGCACCCACGGAAUUUCAGGAAGUAAAGGGAAAGUCAAAGAAGCCAAAGAAGGGAAAAAUGUACAAAAUUGAUAAUAGAAUUCUUGGCUUUAAUGUAACCGCAGCCCCUGAUCGUAUCAACGUAGGUGAUCGCGAUUAUGGGGAAGAUGUUUGAAUUAUUUCUGAUGACUCUAACUGUAUUACGGAAAUUGUGCAACGCUUGGCCCAACAAAUGGUUUGUUAUUUAUUUAUUGUAGAUGCCAAAUAAUUUCUAAGGAACCCGUUGCGAGUACUUCGUUAAAAGCAUAUAAGAUUUUUCUAUAAUUAUGUGUGCAAGGAUCUUAUCUCUUGUAUCCUUUACUCGAGCAUUAAUGGGAGCCUUAGAUAUCAAUAUAGCGUGGCAUUAUUUCCUUUUCAAAUGGAACUGAAAGACACACUGGAAGAAAACUCUAUUGUACAUACUACUCAAAGAAAAAGAUACUUCAUAAAGCAGGCGAACUCAUCUCCUAUUUACGCGUAAAUAAAGAAAUUAUGCCGAUCGAUAACUCGUACACGCGGAAACAUCGCAGUUGAAAGCAAUAUGUGCUCAUGAAGGUGUUCAGCAAGCAAAAAUAAGUUGUUAAUGUGUGCUUGUGAUCACAAGAAUAUCGAUCAAGCACAGUGUUGAUGGGGUGCAUCAGUGUUUGCUUGUGUCGAAUGCACCAAGUACGAUAUAUAAAUCCUAUGGAUUUCUUGCUUUAUCGCAACAUCACGAUGGCGAUACAACUUUGCCUUGGAUUAUAUUUCGCUACUAUGUUUUAAGAAUAAACUAAUGAUAUUUUGACUGAACGAUUGAAUGCAAACAAUUCGAAUAUUUUGACUGAACGAUUGAAUGCAAAUAAUUCGAACAAUGAAUUGUGUAUUAUAAAAUGAAACGCUCCUUACUCCGAAGUCUCGUUUACGUAAAGUUAUCAUAAACGAAGAAAUGUGUUAAAGGAACUAUGUGUUCCAAGGUAGUGACAUUGUGAAGAAAAUGAAGCUCUUGUUCUCUAUUAACACUUUGAAUACAAUGAUAUAUUUGAAAAAAAAAAAAAAUAGUACUUGCAUGUUAUACAGUUUAUAAAGAAAAUAAAUUAUCUUCCAUUCUCCUGUUUUGCACCGACAAAAUAUGAAAGUAAGUUUAUGUAAUGUUAGGAACAUGUACUGUCGAUUUUGAAAAAUUUACAUAGCACAUAAGGAAAUUCCAGAUUGAUUACUGCGUGUGCCUACGUGUGGAUCUCACUUUCGUCGGCAUAGCCUUCUUAUAUAUUGAGGUCAAUCUAACGAUAAAUAUCUAACAAAGAAUUUUAUGUAAGAUUUAAUUAAUGCAAUAUUUAAAACCAGUAUCUUUUGUAAAGUUUUAAUUAUAAGUAUACAUGUCAUGAAAUGUCCCACCCCUAACAAGGAGUUAAAGGAGAAAACUUUUAGCACCUGUUUGAAGAAUAUUGAUUUCUUUUUCUUGUUUUUUCUAAUUGAACUAAUAUUUGGACAAAGUGGCACGAAUACUCUGUUUAUAAGUGCGGAAAAUGUUGCGACAGAUCUGACCGCUCUUAAUAUUAUAAUGGUUGUUAAUUAAGGGUCAUUGAUCUUCUUUUAAUACUAGAAAAAGGAUUCUUAGAAGAUCGUA